This is a messenger RNA of Mesocestoides corti, 678 nucleotides long. The record is from the annotation of a GenBank genome assembly. Lineage: Eukaryota; Metazoa; Platyhelminthes; Cestoda; Cyclophyllidea; Mesocestoididae.
AUGAUGCGUUCCAGAUCGGUUUUACGCAGUGCACCACAGCCACCUGAAUGCCUAUCAAAAAAAAUAUGUUUCAUUCUGAAUAACCUCACCGAAAAGAACUUAAAAAGCCAGACCAAUGAGCUACUGUCACAGCUGCCAUUUCACUUCUACCGCUGGUUAGCCGAAUUUGUUAUCAACCGGGUCGCCACGGAGUCGAACCUGGUUGAUAUGUACACCGAAUUCGUUUUCCUUGCAUCAAACCGUCAUAAUCAUUUUCGUUCACUUAUUCUUGAUUUGUUAACUCGAGAGAUUGACUAUUUGUUGCGACCUGGCCAAUUGAACCCAAGCAACGGUCGGUCACUGAAAAGCUUCGGAGCCUUUCUUGGUCGCCUCACAUUAGCCAAGGGAAUCAAACUUGGAGUGGAUAUUAAGUCUCUUAUCUAUGUGGCAUACAAGAACCGACCUGAAUCGUUAGACUAUAUCGUUCCCUUUAUCUGUGAACUGCUGAAGAACACUAAGGACAGUUGUCCCAACAAGCAUCUGGACCCAUGGGUACGUGAAAUUCUCGAGGUGGCUAAGGAAUUGCACCAUAUCACCGACAAACUACCCAUUCAGUUCGAGGUGGAACUUCUAUUCAGCUUCUUGCAGCGUGAUAUGAAUGAAACUAACACCGCCUUCUACCUAAGAAAAAUGAAAUGA